CCGCUGCGCACUACUCCAUACUACGGCAGCUUCCAGGAAGCUUCUAGAAGGAACCUUUGACCGCGCCGCCGUCGCAGCCACGACCCAUGGCUUCCCGCGAGGAACGCACCGAGACCGAGCACUACGGCGACGGCGACGCGGGGUGUCUGCAGCGCGCGGCGCGGUGCGGCGCAGGCAGUGCGCGGCGUGGGGCGGCGCGUGGCGUUCCUCGUGCUGCGGCAGGGGUCGACCACCGUGCAGUGCGUCGUGGCCGGAGGAGGCGGGGGCGGUGACUCUGGGAUUGCGCGGUUCGCGGCCGGGCUGAGCCGGGAGUCGGUGGUGGACGUCGCCGGCGUCGUGUCACUGCCCCGGGAGCCCGUCCGGGGCAACACCCAGCACGUGUUCGACGUUUUGACUCUCUCGAUUUCCUACUGAACUACUGAUGUUUUUUCUUAAAGGAAACACAGUGAGGGAAGCCCUCACUGCCAGCUUUUAUUAAACAACAAAGGAAACAAAACUACAUGUAGAAACAAGAGAAAAAGGGAGAAAGAAAAGAAGAGAGGGAGGGGAGCACUAUACAAGGGACUGCAGCCAGUCUAAAACCUGAGAUUAAGAGGGAGGUUCAUCCUAUGUGAUUAAACUAAGACAAUAUCCUUAAAUGAUUCUUUCCAUCUGAGGAAGUUAGCCAAUGACCUAUUAAAAAUCAUGGCAUUCCAGAUUUCCUAAUCAGCAAUAAAAAACACUUCCAUGAAGAAUUCAUACUGAAAACGGUUCCUGGCUUCCUGGAUCAUGUGAAAGAAGUUCAGAUCCUGAGUCCAGGAGAGCCCAAUUGCUGUCCAAUAUCUAGUGCUGAAAUCAUAAUUAAAAAACAGGUGAAAGCACACAACUAUAGCCAUUUUCUUCAAUCCUGUUGUUCUGCCUUUUGAGUAGGUUUCUGGAGUUGAGAUGGUCCUUGAAGAGAAGACACAUGAAGACUUUGAGUUUGCAAAGCAUUGGAGCUCCAAAUCCAAAGAAAAGGCGUUGGAGGGGUCAAAUUUUUAAAAGUCAGCUCAUAAAACUUCUUUGUUGAAUAGACUUGAGAGCCCCAGCAAAAGAUCCAGCUGUCAGACUCUGUAUUAUUCUGUUGAAUGCUUUCCAUAUGAACUUGCAACUCCUGUAAUUCCUGGUAAGCUUGAUUUCGUACUGAUGUUCUUGUGCCACCGAUCACGUCUGCUCAUCGCAGGUGAACAGCUCGUGGAGAUCCAAGUGCAGAAGCUCCACUGCAUCAGCAGGGCCGUCCCCGACCUCUCGAUCAGCGUCGAUGAUGCAAGAGACAAAGCUGCAGGGGGGCAGCAGCUUGUUCGACCUGAUCGACACUACAAACAAGCGAUUGGACUACAGAGUGAUCGACCUGCGCACCCCGGCAAACCAGGUCAUUUUCCACGUCGAAAGCGAAAAGUUUACAAGCUGAUCAUGAAACAAACUUGAGGAAAGAUUCUGAUAUCAAAUCCAGUUCCAGAUAAAUCAAAACUAAGGCAAUGCUAAAGCACACCAAACAAUGUAACUUGGCCACCGUUGACCAUUGUCAGACGUCGUGUAGAGAUCUUCAGACAAGUGCUGCGGUCAGAAGGUUUCGUUGGCAUCCACACGCCGAAGCUGAUAUCCGGGUCGAGCGCAAGCGGUGCGGCAGUGUUCAAGCUGGACUGCAAUGGGCAGCCGGCUUGCCUGGCGCAGCCGCCGCAGCUUCACAAGCAGAUGGCAGUGUGCGGUGGGUUCCGGCGUGUGCUCGAGGUUGGCCCCGUGUUCAGAGCAGAAGACUCCAACACUCACCGGCAUCUCUGCGAGUUCACAGGCCUUGAUGUUGAGAUGCCAAUCAAAGAUCAUUACUUCGUGGCCUGCGAUCUUGUCGAUAGGCUGCUUGCUGCUAUAUUUGAUCGUCUGAACAAGAACUGCGCCAAGGAGCUCGAGGCCAUCCAGAGAGUACCUUUCAAACCAUUAAAAUACUUGGAGACAACAUUGCGCAUUGACUACGAUGAAGGCAUCCGAAUGCUGAAGAUGCGUCCUCUCCUAGUCUCCUUUCCUGUCCACUGGAUAUGUACAGCUCUACUUGCAAACUGAUUUCCUACUCCCUGCUAGUCAUUCGUGAAUGACUCAAUU
This is a messenger RNA of Phragmites australis (common reed), 2115 nucleotides long. RefSeq names its product aspartate--tRNA ligase 2, cytoplasmic-like. Bases 1714 to 2076 code for a protein of 120 amino acids. Gene Ontology annotation, cellular component: cytosol; cytoplasm; aminoacyl-tRNA synthetase multienzyme complex. Gene Ontology annotation, biological process: aspartyl-tRNA aminoacylation. NCBI's taxonomy places the organism in Eukaryota, Viridiplantae, Streptophyta, Magnoliopsida, Poales, Poaceae. The record is from RefSeq and is a predicted model, not a curated record. Gene Ontology annotation, molecular function: ATP binding; RNA binding; aspartate-tRNA ligase activity. The transcript is spliced from 4 exons.